Penicillium canariense is the source of this 231-nucleotide messenger RNA. RefSeq lists its product as uncharacterized. The transcript has a single exon. The coding region runs from base 1 to 231 and encodes 76 amino acids. The record is from RefSeq and is a predicted model, not a curated record. Lineage: Eukaryota; Fungi; Ascomycota; Eurotiomycetes; Eurotiales; Aspergillaceae.
AUGCUGAUCGAAUCUGCAGCGGCUGAAUUCAACCUGGCUGAAAGUUAUUUCGGUGGAAUCGAUUUCUCAAAGGAGCCCGAGGGCAUUAAGGACAAUCUCGAAACCCUGAUGAGAGAGGGGCGAGAGAAGUUCAUUGCAGAAAUCAAGAAGUCAAGCAUUCUGGGUUAUGCCUUCAAGGCCAAUCACACCGGCAAGUCUUUCCACCUGACGUCUGUUGGCCGUGAUUGUUAA